AUGAUUUUGAACGAGCUCAACAGUGGGAAAACACCCAACAACAACAACAAUGAUAACAACAACAGCAAUCAGCAAAAACUCAAAAGAUCAAGAGAUGGCUGUCAAAAUUGUAAGGAAGGUCGAAUAAAAUGUGACAAGACAAAACCAAUUUGUAAAGUAUGUCAAAGAAAGGGAUUAAAUUGUGAUUAUUCCAAGAAGUUAAUGUGGAUUUCGGUGGAUAAAACUGAUUCAAGACAUCCAUCUUUCAAGAAUAAAAAACCUCCACAAAAGACAACAAAACCUCCAACAAAAGUUAAAAAGGAUACCCAUCUUGAAGAUAAAAUAAUACCAAAGAUCGAUGCUAUUGAGGAACGGGAUAUGCUGGAUACAACUGAAGAAUAUGAAUUAUUGACCCCUUCAAGGCGAAAUUCUGAAGUCCGUUCAAGAAAUUCAAGUAUUAUUUCCAAUGGAGAUGAUAAUAAUAAUGGUGAAUUCAUAGAUGAAGAAUAUAUUGACAAUUUGAGUGACGAUUUCUCAGAAAGUGUCCAACUGGAUUUGGAUACAAUAUCACACCAUGGAUUAAUGAAGUUAGAUUUUCAAAAAAUUGUUGAAAGUCAAAGGAAUUUUUCAAAUAAUUUCCAUAGUUUCCCUCGUGAAAUUUCCAAUAUCUUUCAAAGUCAAGAUACUCAAAAUAUUUUCAGCCAUUAUUUAUUUGUUACUUGUAUUUCAUUAGAUCCUUUGAAUGGUGCGGGGCCUCAAAAUAUAUCAGAAAAAUUCUUUGUCCCUGUUGCCGUUAAUGAUCCUGCAACUUUACAUGGAAUUUUAAGUAUUUCGGCAAGUCAAUUGUCUUUUUCAAAUCCAGAAUACAAAAGGUUAUCUUUAUUACACAAAUCCUUAUCAUAUAAACACCUUUAUGCAUUGCUUAAAGAUGACAAACAAUCAAUAAGUUUGAAUGCAUUAUCUGCCAUUAUUUGUCAUUUAUCGAUUGAAAUCAUACAAUCUGGGCUACAAAAUUGGCCAGUCCAUAUAAAAGCUUUAAGAAAAAUUGUUCAAGAACGGAAAAAGAGAAACAUGAAAGAAGACCAAUUAACUUGGUUCUUAUAUUUAAGAAUUGCAAGAUAUGAUAAUUUUGCAACUUUAACAACUGGUGAAAAACCUUUAUUCAAGGAAUUUAAUGCUGUUGAUUUUAAAUCAUUUCAUCCAUUGAUUCAAAACUUUGAUUGUAUAUUUGGAUGUCCAACAACUGUUUUAUUUUUUUGCUCAGAAUUGACUUAUAUUGGUAAAACAAUUUUUGAUUCAAAACAAGAUGGGAAAUUUAAAUCUCUUGGAGAUCAUUUAGAAACUUUAAAUUAUUCUGAAAUCGGUUUGAAAAAGAGGUUAACAAAACUUUUAAAAAGAAAUCAAUCAAGUAUAAAUGCAAAUGAUUGGAAUGCAAUUGAAAAAAUUUGGAGUUCUGCUUUAAUAAUUCAUUUCCAACAAGCAGUUUAUGAUAGUUCAAGUCAGCAAUAUGAUUUUGAAAUUGAGAAAGAGAAUUUUUUCGAUGCAUUGAAAGAAUUUGUACUUUAUGAUAGUUUUUUCUGCUCAAAUUUAUUAUGGCCAUUAUUAAAAAUUUCUACAAUUUUAAUUGAUCCAAAUGAUCGAGAUUUCCUGAGAAAAACAAUUGGAGCAUUUUUUGAUAAAACAAAUAUUGGUGCAUUCAAAGGAGUACUGAAAAUAGUUGAUGAAUUAUGGGAAUUAAUAGAUGAAGGAACUUUUACAAAACCUUCUGAUUGGUGGGUAUUCCAUGAGAAAAAGGGCUGGAACAUUUUUCUUGCUUGA
Molecule: messenger RNA, 1797 nt
Organism: Hansenula anomala
Lineage: Eukaryota; Fungi; Ascomycota; Saccharomycetes; Phaffomycetales; Wickerhamomycetaceae
Product: Zn(II)2Cys6 transcription factor
Exons: 1
Coding region: 1-1797 (598 amino acids)
Biological process (GO): positive regulation of transcription by RNA polymerase II
Cellular component (GO): nucleus
Molecular function (GO): DNA-binding transcription factor activity, RNA polymerase II-specific; transcription cis-regulatory region binding; zinc ion binding
Source: RefSeq, a predicted model, not a curated record